Molecule: messenger RNA, 2579 nt
Organism: Ruditapes philippinarum (Manila clam)
Lineage: Eukaryota; Metazoa; Mollusca; Bivalvia; Venerida; Veneridae
Product: transmembrane channel-like protein 8
Exons: 6
Coding region: 387-986 (199 amino acids)
Cellular component (GO): plasma membrane
Molecular function (GO): mechanosensitive monoatomic ion channel activity
Source: RefSeq, a predicted model, not a curated record
UAAUUCCGUCGACAAGUCUGUAGUGUAAAUAACUAAUUUGUAACAAAAAAUUUUCCCCGUCAUUUCUUUUCUCAUUUACAAAAUAAUUAUAUGCGCCUACACGUUAAUGGCAACUUGAUAGUUUUAUAGCAAGUAAAUCGUGUAAUAUCAGACAAGUAAAUGUCGCGUGCUAUAUUUGAGUAUAUAACAGAAGAAACACAAGAAGAUUGUUAUGAACAAUUUUCACAAGCUACAAUAUUUCCAGAUUUUGUGAUUAUGUCUCAAUUCUUAACACAUUGCCUGAAAAAUGCUUAUAAACUUUUUCUUCUUUCAGGCUUGGGUUCUUUUUUGUCCCUCUUCUUCCAGCAUUGACUGUGAUCCGCCUCAUCAUCCUGUUUUACCUGAAAAUGUUGUCGGCCUUGUACAACACGGUGCCUCCACAGAAACCGUAUCAGGCGGCAAGAUCAAACGCAUUCUUCAUGAUUGUACUUCUUAUCACGUUCUUUCUCGUCGCAAUACCGAUGGGAUAUGUUCUUGUUCAAUUGCGGCCGUCGCCAAUAUGUGGACCUUUUCGGAUAUACUCAAAACCGACUGAAAUUGUUGACAUCCAGAUAGACCUGUCGUCAGACUGGUUUAGGACCACGUGGGUCAUCAUAACUUCCUCUGCCUUCAUAACAGUGAUUAUUCUUAUCCUCGGUCUGGCGUUGUCAUAUUGUUCUGCACAGCGUACAUCUAACUGGAAGCUUAUAAAAAGAAUGAAGGCUCAACUCCUGCAGGAUGAAAAAGACAAACAAUAUUUGGUUUUGCAACUGAGUAAAUACAUUGGAAACCCGAAGCACAUCCCAGAAACAAAGAAGCUUCCGCCACCAAACUACAAUCUAAAACCGGAACCGACACCUGUUGGUGUAAGAUCGGAAAGACGCAAUGAGCUGCCACAGGUCCCGGAGAAAAUUGGGUCACCAAAAGGGUUUGUUGUACAGGUAAACUCGCAAGAUGCGGACUGGUGAUACAUGAUGACAGUGUCAACAAAAACACUUUCAAAAGAAUACCUUUUGUUACAUCAACAUGAUUUAUGUUAGAGAUUGUUUCGCUAUAAUGUAAUCUAGUUGGUAAUCAGUAAAUAUGCAAAAUAUCGGAAUUUUUAAGUACAAAAACAACAACAACAACAGUAGUUGAUCAUUAAAAUGAAAAUGACACUAAAUAUAACAGGAAAGAUAUGCAGAGUCGUAGAUUAUCGCCUGGUUAUAACGAGACAAUGAAUCUUUAUCUUUUAUUGAAACAUGCACAACUGUUAUUUUUUAACCUUUGAAAGUAUAUGUUACAUGUUAUAAUUUCUUCGAGAUCAUGAUGGAUGAAUGAGAGUAAUAAAAAAAAUAUUUCAAAUAAAAGGAAUCCAUUGCUUUUCAAAACGUUUGAAUUAUCAAUAACAAGUUAAAAAGACGUUACUGAUCAGGCUGAUAAAGGCAAGUGGAGAAUUUCCGGCAGCUUUAAUAGUGAAGAAAGACUCUUUGUGAUACUCAUUAUAUCAAAUCAGUGGGUGCCUGAACAGAACCAACGAACUCCCUCUAAAGAAAUCCACGCCACAGGUGGAUAUCAGUCAAUACGGAAAUCUUCACACUGUUUUAUGGACAUAUUUGCUUCUUUAAAAAGAAGCAUGCGAUAGGUAUUUUUGCAGCAGUUGACGAUUGGUUUAUUUCGAAAAUAUUUGGAGAUUUUUUUUCAUAAAAGGAACCAGAGAUUUGCCAAAACGGGCAUAAAUUAUGUUAAUCAAACAAUUUUAAGUCCCAGAUUUACAAUAUAAUUGUAUAAGGAAUAAACUGUAUAUUCAGCUGCAUGCCUCCAACCACAAUAUUUCAAGAAAAUUAAACUUGAGAAAAGUUUGCGCCAAAAGAUCUCCGUUGCGUAAUUUAGUCAUACCAGAAGUAGCAAUUCGAUACGGAUGGAUGCCGCCAGCAAACAUUCUCAUCUGAUGACCUUUCCAAUAACUCGUUAUUUGUGUAUUUUUUUAAACAAUUCUACCCCUCUGAUAAAUAAAGUCUGCUAAAAUGUACAGGAUACUAGUGGUUCUUUAAAGUCACAUUAUUUCUCAGAAACAAAUAUGGUUUUCUAUCUUUAGAAAAGGCAGGAAUGAGUUUUAUAAUGUUUAAAUACUAGUAAUGGUUUAAGAGCAUGAUACAUGCUUAUCACCUGCAGAAUGUAGUGCUGAAUAUAAAAUUAUUUGUCAUAAAAGUAACAAAUUGUAAACAAAGUAGUAUUUUGACUUCCAUACAAAAUAAAACAAUAUAACUUUAUUAAUGCUAGAAAAGCAAUAGAAGCAAAAUAUGGUUGAAGUAAUUGGCUAAUUUUUAACUUUUUGGGAACCAUAACAGGGCACUAGAAAUACAAGGAUUUUGAGUAAAAAAACGGAGGCACAAUGGGCCUUUAACUUUCUAGUUAAAUACUUCCUCCCACAAAACAUUUUACAGUCAAUCUCAAUACAUUUAGAGUGAACAGUUUAUUGUACGUAAGAAAUUACUAACAAGAGUUAUAAAUUUUGUCCAAAAUAAGGAGAAUAAAAGCAGAAAUUAUAAGGUACCCUAAGUGUAUGAUGUUCAGUGAGU